Messenger RNA from Hemicordylus capensis (graceful crag lizard), 14191 nucleotides. It is a transcript of the gene KCNA2, whose product is annotated as potassium voltage-gated channel subfamily A member 2. Bases 807 to 2306 code for a protein of 499 amino acids. Gene Ontology annotation, biological process: protein homooligomerization; potassium ion transmembrane transport. Gene Ontology annotation, cellular component: dendrite; juxtaparanode region of axon; membrane. NCBI's taxonomy places the organism in Eukaryota, Metazoa, Chordata, Lepidosauria, Squamata, Cordylidae. The transcript is spliced from 2 exons. Gene Ontology annotation, molecular function: delayed rectifier potassium channel activity; protein binding. The record is from RefSeq and is a predicted model, not a curated record.
AGCCAGGAGAAAAAGGGAAAACCCAGGGAAAGAGGAUUCUGAAGCAAAGCCUGAAGGGAUAAUGAUGGUGGUGGGCAUCCAGAACGAUAACAGGUCAGGUGCAUGCAAAAAUCUUUGUCUUAGGGGCUCAGACUAAAAGGUGGAAUUUAACUUGCCUCCCCUCCCUUAGUUCUUGAAUCCUGACUCUGAGUGGGUAAGGAAGGCGGCUGUCUACUGCUGAGGAUGGGAUGCCAGGGAGUCUCUCUUGGGGAGGAAAAAGCCUUUGGUUGGGCUUAGCAACAAGAAGAAGAAAAUCCACUGUCCUGAGAAGAGGGCUGAACAGCCUCCUGUGGCUAUCAGUGAGCAUCCACUUAAACCAAGGCAGAGGCUGGACAGCUGGCUAUGCAGUGUUGUGCUGAGGACGUAGAAAUCUCAGGGGGGAUUUCUGGCUGAGACAUCGAGCCCACAUGGGGUGUUCUGCAGGUGCUUAGGGCUGAGCCUUCUCAGGACAUGUCCUACAGACAGAAUGAAGUCAAGUGCUUCUCCGAUGUGGACCCGGCCGCAGCCGGGUGAGCUAUGUGUGGCAGAGAGCAUGAUGCACUGUUUCCUUUGCUGAGAAGAAAGAUCAAGACAGAGACCACAUUGCAGAGGACCCUGCACCAGCCAGGCUGCAUGAGCGACAUAAAUGCCAAAUGCAGGACAGGCUUGUUUUUAGUCUUUUCUCCACAUUGCCAUCAUCCAAACACAUGCUUCAACGGAUAUUAGAGUUUCAUUGAACCUCCUUCCACCACCGGACAGUGAGAAAACUUCUCAUUAAAGGCCUAAAUAUGACAGUUGCUACUGGAGACCCCACAGAUGAAGCAGCAGCUUUGCCUGGUCACCCUCAGGACACCUACAACCCAGAAACUGAUCAUGAAUGUUGCGAAAGGGUAGUCAUUAACAUUUCGGGACUGCGGUUUGAAACACAGCUGAAGACACUAGCUCAAUUUCCAGAUACCUUGUUAGGAGACCCUAAAAAGAGAAUGCGAUAUUUUGAUCCUCUCCGGAAUGAGUAUUUCUUUGACCGAAACAGGCCCAGCUUUGAUGCUAUUUUGUACUACUACCAAUCUGGUGGCAGGUUGAGACGGCCUGUCAAUGUACCCUUAGACAUCUUCUCAGAAGAGAUACGGUUUUAUGAACUUGGGGAAGAAGCUAUGGAGAUGUUUCGGGAGGACGAAGGUUACAUCAAGGAAGAAGAACGGCCUUUACCAGAGAAUGAGUUUCAGAGACAAGUGUGGUUGCUAUUUGAGUACCCGGAAAGCUCUGGGCCAGCCAGGAUUAUAGCAAUUGUCUCUGUCAUGGUCAUUUUAAUCUCAAUUGUCAGCUUUUGCCUGGAAACUUUGCCUGUGUUCCGGGAUGAAAAUGAAGACAUGCAUGGCAGCAGUAGCCAUUCGAGCCCUUUUUCCAAUAACACUCUGGGGUCUCAUCAGCAAACAUCUUUCACAGACCCCUUCUUUAUAGUAGAGACACUCUGCAUAAUUUGGUUCUCCUUUGAAUUCUUGGUGAGAUUCUUUGCCUGCCCCAGCAAAGCCGGGUUCUUCACCAACAUCAUGAACAUCAUUGAUAUUGUAGCCAUCAUCCCCUACUUCAUCACACUAGGGACAGAACUAGCAGAGAAACCAGAAGAUGGCCAGCAAGGACAGCAGGCCAUGUCUCUAGCCAUCCUCCGAGUGAUCCGUCUGGUGAGGGUGUUCAGGAUCUUCAAACUCUCCAGACACUCCAAAGGAUUGCAGAUCCUGGGACAAACCCUUAAGGCCAGCAUGAGGGAGCUGGGUCUCUUGAUAUUUUUCCUCUUCAUUGGUGUCAUCCUGUUCUCCAGUGCUGUCUACUUUGCAGAGGCUGAUGAGAGUGAAUCUCAGUUCCCCAGCAUUCCAGAUGCUUUUUGGUGGGCAGUGGUUUCCAUGACAACAGUUGGCUAUGGAGACAUGGUCCCCACAACCAUAGGUGGAAAAAUAGUUGGUUCCUUGUGUGCCAUUGCAGGUGUAUUAACAAUUGCCUUACCAGUGCCGGUUAUAGUGUCCAACUUCAACUACUUCUAUCACCGUGAGACAGAGGGAGAGGAGCAAGCUCAAUACUUGCAAGUCACCAGCUGCCCAAAGAUCCCUUCUUCCCCUGACCUAAAGAAAAGCAGAAGUGCCUCCACUAUUAGUAAGUCUGAUUAUAUGGAGAUACAAGAAGGUGUGAAUAACAGUAAUGAGGACUUUAGAGAGGAGAACUUGAAAACAGCCAAUUGCACCCUAGCUAACACAAACUAUGUUAACAUAACCAAAAUGCUAACUGAUGUCUAGUUAAUUAAAAAAAGCAUCCACCCUGAUAACAUAUUUAAAACUCAAGUGGAACAAUUGCAGAUGUUGCAUAAUACCUUGCAUUGUAGUUAAUACAAUAUGUUCUACAACGUGUAUCGGUUCUGCAUGGAAAGCAAUAGUUGUGUAAGUGACUCUUUUUAACAUUUGAUGCUCAAUAAGCUUUCAUGCAAUCUUUUUUCCAUCACAGAAUUCUGGGUUUCCAACUAUAUGGAACAUUUAAGGCAAAAUUCAGUCACAAUACCAGAUGAAAGGCAUUUGAGGGUGGGAAAAACUCUCCCCAUGUAAACAACAGUAACUAACAAAUGCCACUUAAAUACAUAUCAUAUAAUAGAACUCAACCCAUGCAAAAAUAUAUCCCAAGGAAAUAGUAUGCAACUAUAACAUCUAGCUUCCAAGCUUCAGGAAUUAUACAAAAGGUCAUGCAUAGUUUAAUUACUGGAACAUCCAUUCAAAUUACUUUUAAGGUCCAGAUUUCCAGAUCAGAAAUGCCAAAGGGAGAAUAUGCCAUGCAGGGUCAUACUUCUGAACCAAAAAUGCUGCAUUGGAUUCUUCCACUGCAGCAUGUCAGUGUGAGGCUCGCGGGAGGCUCUGUUUAGUAGGACAUUUUCUGUUGCUUUGGUCGAGAUACAUCAAGAGCCUGGAGACAUUUUUUUUCCCCUUCCAAAAAACAACACAUGCAUUUUUUUCUGGUUUGGGGGUCACCGACCUAUUCAGAACUGAAAAGCAUCUUGUUUCAAAUGCUGGAGCAACUAAGCAGUGGCCUAGAAUAUAUUUAUACUGCAGUGAAAUUUAACCAGUAUUACAGUACAGCUGCAUGGAUAUUUGUUGCAUGGAUCUUAAUAUUUAAUACACAAAUAUAUCUAUUUUCUUAAGUAGACUAUAGGAUAUUCCUGUUUAUAGGGUUUCUAGAUUCUCCUGUGGCUCAAAAGGAAAUUCAUGGACAUAAAAGGCAAAAAGCAAUGGGUUAGGGAAGGAUGAAUGCUGGCCACAAAUUUGAUAAACAUGGCAAAUGCCCCCAAAUGUUUGCUGGCAUGAGUAUGCAAUCCAGGGAAGGUGUUAUAAGGAUUCUACACCAGUCUUCAGCAUGGAAGGAGCAACUGAUAAUUAAUACUGGUAUCAUGUAUCUAUAGCUGUCCAGAGAUGGUAAAACUUUCAGGCUUAUUUCUGAUUAAUGGAUCUCUGGAUGAUACUGUCAAGCAAAUAUUUGAUGUGCAAGUAUAUAAGAUCAGAGCUCAGAGAUCAUUCAUAGUGCUUACAAGAGAGACAGAUUGAGAUCCAUAGCUAAUGUGCAAAGGUACAGAGUACCAAUUACUUCAUCUAAACCAGUGCAUUGUUGUAUACUGGAUCUAGCUUGAAGUCUUUAAUGCAUCUUCUGGCAGUGCACAGGUUUAUGCAAUAAUGUCAGCCCAAGGUCAUUUAUUCAGGUAUGGGCCAAUUUGUCCUUGGGAAACAGGUCUUAAUAGAGCUACAUCCGCUAGCUCUUAGUAGCUGAGGAAGUGGCUGUGUGUGAAUAUGUGUGAUGCAUGGCUUAGGAGUUAAGAGUUCUCCACUGGGAUGUCAUGCAAUGGACACAGCAUUCUAUAGCUUAGAAUAAAACGGACCAAAUUCCACUCUCAGCCAAUAAAUCUGCUGAAAAUGUCCAAGUGUAAUAUGGUGGCAGAACCUGGCCAAUCUCAUCUCUCAGAGUCAAAUUAGCUGUUUUGAAUCAGGCGGUGGCACUUUAUUUGAGUGGCAUGCUGGAUUGGCACCCUGUUGAUAGUGCCGGUUUGGCUCUCGGGACAGGAUAGUACCUCAAUAAAAAAACCAUUCUGCUAUCAACAUCUUGAGAAAGCUGCCUUUGAAAUAAAUAGGACUAUCAGAAGAAUGAAAUCAGCCCUCCCCCACCACUGCCCCCAGCUCCUUAUUAAUAUUCCUGCAUUGUGUUUAUGGCAAAUUUGACCCUUCAGCUUUAAUGGAGGCUCCUCACACUGCAUAAAAAUCCUGAAGUCCUCAACUGGAUUAAAAAACACUGGAGAUGUAUAUUUUGAACUAUAUAUAUCUAAUUUUAGAACAACUGGGAGUCCUAGAAAGUGUUCCAAACCAUUGCCAAGGGAGCACAGCAGAAAUUCCCCAACAAGAUUUGUUAGUUCCUGCAUGUAUUACUUAGGUAGCUUGCUUAUUGGUCCUGAUCUCGCAUUGAUAUGGAUGAAUGCACUGUGAGGGUCAGUUCACAAGACCUGCUGUGAACCAGCAUGUUAAGAGCAGGAGUUGAGUGGAUGUGUGCAGAGUCUGGCAUGUGGUGAAAUGAUUGUGCAGUUGCUUCAUCAUAUAGCCAGCUUGCAAGCAAUUCAUCCUGCUUUUACUGACUGAGUCUACUUUUACCAGCACCCAACUCACUAGCAACAGCUCUGCACUGUUCAUGGAAAACACAGGCUGAACUGCAGGCUGACUAGAUGCUGAAAUUAUCACCUGACCACUUUAGCAUAUGCAAAACUCUACACAACUCUCUCCUCCACCUGCACUCUGAAGAAGUCACUUUGAUUGUAUGAAUUGAUUUGGAGUUAAAUCUGUGCUUUCAUCAAAGGGCCAAUAUAUCCCAGCAAUUCUAUUUUAAAUGGGAUAUAGCAGAUGCAUGCAAAAUUGGUCCUUUGUUCAGACUUUCUUUUGGUUUUAUACACAUUGCAGGGAAGCUGACUUUUACAAUUUGAAAAAGGAUCUUAUGUCAAGAGUUCUUUGCAAAGCCUGAUGCUAGGUUCUUGUGAUAAAAACUGGGCCAAUUUCAGCAUUCUCUCACACUUCCCUUUUUUCAAUGAAAGGCCAUUGUAAACCUCUUGGUUGUUGGCUGCAAUGUAUGUUACAAUGUAUGUUAUAAUGGUUCAAAAAACAAAAGAGAACAAAAAAGAAGUAGAAAAAAAGGAGAGAUGCCAUGAUUGUUGCUAACUAUAUAAAACUAUCAGCAGUACUGGACUUUUACUGCAGGAUUAGGUCCAUCUACGUCAUAGUGCCUUGGACCAUUUUUGCAGAAUGCUGACAAAGGACUAGCUUGGCAUUGCAUCUCUGAUUACUUGCUCUCCAAGUAUGCGAUGAAUUUAAAAGGCUAAUUUUGGAAUAUCUUGCAUUGCAGUGAGCAGGAAUGGAAUAAUCCUCCCUAUUGCCUUAAGCCACUGCUAAAAAUAUCCUGUCCUCUCCAUCCCUCCAUGUGUGUAAAAGGAAGAAAUAUACUUGGUUGACAAUCCACACAGGACAGACUGCCUGUCCUGAACAUUAGGGCAAAUCUGUCUAUGCAAGGAUGCAUGGGUGAAUGGGUUAAUUCAGGGAAAUUCACUGGGCACGAUCUCCAUUGUUAAUGACAGAGUAGAAUCCACAGAGCUCCAGGGAGCUGUGGGCCAAAAUUAAGCCUACUUACCUCAGUGGUAGUGGUGGCUAUCUAUGUCAUUGUAGGCUUAUGAGAAUGAAACUUAUCUAGUAUGGAAUUCUCUUUCUUCAGUGUGCUGCUUCUACUUCUGCUCCCCAGCAUCUUAGGCUGUAUCCAGACCAGCACUCUUAUUCCAUUCCAUUUAAUCACACUAGCUGCCCCAGGACUUGCUUUUGCAUAUUAUCCAAAGCCACAUUAUUUUCAUGCACCUCCCCCUUUUCCUCUCGGAACUGGCUGGCAUCCAGACUAAUGCUGUACUAUUACAAUUAACACGUUGCACAUGUGCAACAUGUCCAAUGGACUUCUUGCACAUGGGCAAGAAGGGCACAUAGCUGAGUGGAUGCUCAGAGUUGCACAAUUUCUUGCGGUCUCAGUUCACUUGUGCAACAAGGACAGCAGAUAGUUUUGCAUUGUUCCCUCCAACAUAAAUGGAUUGAGGAAGAGGUUGGACAGCAGGAGGUGCACCACAGGUUGUGCAAGUGCACUCUGUUGUACUGGUGCAACAGUAGUCUGGAACUCAGGCUCCUGAAUGAGUGGAACUAGCUAGUGCAACAUCUUUGCACUAAUGCAACAUGCUUGCACGAAUGCAGUGUUAGUCUGGAUGUCAGCCACUGGGCUUUAAUCCGCCCCCUCGCACUAGAUUAGAUGCAGUGUAUCAAAAAGUGUGAGGCAUGCAAAGGUGUGACUCUUGAAACGGCAUUGGGAACUGGCCAUGUGUAGCUUCCGCUUAAGAAACAAUCAACUGGAAGAAGUGUGUAAGACAAGCAGGUGUAUAAGUGCCAUGGUGCAAAUCCAGCACCAAUUUUCUUUCUUUUUAAAGUGAAAAGAUCUGAUAAUGAAGGAGGAGAGGUGGGAUAUUCAGGAAGGGAGAUAGCUCAAGACGUCCUUUCAGGUCAGUUGCAGAAAAGGUACCUUUUUAAUGAGGACCUAGAAAAUGUUUGUAAUGGUGGGAUGGGGGUGGGGGUGGUAACCAGAAGCCCAGAACUAGAAUACAAAAAAAGCAAUACAGUAAAGCAAGUCAUGCAAUCUAGUUUGGAUUGUACCUCUUCUUUAUGCAAAACCCCACAGCAGAUCAUGUUAAAAAUGUUGGUGUGGAUGCAUCCUUAACAGCUGCUCUUUUACUGCCAUCCCAGUGGCCAGAUUGCCAUCAGAAGCAAUGACCUGAAGCUGGUUAGCACCUUCUGAAUUUAUAUCGUUCUGUUCUUAACUAUGACCCUAUACAACAAGGGGGUCAAACUACAGUCCUUUGGAUGUUGUUGGCCUACAAGUCCCAUCAUCUCCAGUCAUAGUGGUGAGUAGCCAGGGAUGAUGGGAGUUGUAGGCCAACAUCUGCAGGAGGGCUGCGCUCCUGCUAUACAAGAUUUCUGUUCUGAAAUAGCUCAAUUUAAGAAUGCCAGGCUAGUGACUUUGCAAAAGCUGCCAUCAGUCAGGCUUCUAGAGGAAAUAUCUCCACUCCCGGGAUGGGUUAAAACUAAGAAAGGCCUCUUGGUACCCUAGUGUAGUAUCAGACAGAGCUUCUCGUUGUCUAUGAAUCUUCUGCUGUAUCAGGACCUAGACCAAAAUAGUCUGCCUUAUAUGGGCCUUAUCGGUCGUUAUCCACUACCACUGAGUGCUGCAAAAAGUUGGCACCCUUGAACUAGGAAAUCUAAAUGGCCAGUUUUUAAUAUAAGUUAUUGCUUUAAUACUAAGAUGCUGGCAUAUUGAUUCUCUACAUUAAGAGAGGGAUUGUGCAAUAAUUAGAUGUUGUGCAGAUGGGGAGAGAGGAAGCCAGAAAUAAGCAGGAGAAACUUCAAAGGGUUUAGAGCUCUCUUAUGUCCAAGGUCAGAUUUUAAACGUAUGUAUGGUUGUUUUGACUAUCAUAUUGCAGUCCAGACACAAGUAACUUUCAUGAUAGCAGCAGCAAGAAGCCUCCAUCCUAACCUACGUGCCUGGCUUCACCCCACCACUCUGCUAGAGCAGUCUUAAUGACCUGUACCUUUGCAGAGUGUGGUGGUGCAGAGCUGAAGCUGCAGACCACAGCAGGUGGGAAGGAGCAGAUGGUAAGACAGGAGCGUUAUGAUGAAUGCAGAAAGGAGGAUGGCAGAAUCUGCAGGUUAAGUCAGGCAGCCGUCUUCUCACCAUAGAGUUGUGAGGCUUGCUUAUGCCCUGUCCAGACUGCAAUCUAGUAAAAUUGUAGCACCAAAUUACCUGUGUCACUUUGGGGAUGUAACUCAGGGUCAAGGGCACAUUUUAACCCAUGCUCUAGAUAAGCCUAAAGCAAUAAACUGGGGUUUAGCAUGUGGUAAACAAUUGCCUCCAAAGCCCACAGAAAUGAAGCCUCAUGUUGGGUGGUCAUUCUAGAAAGCAUAGAAAAGCAGCCUUGGCUAUUUGGGGGUGUGGGGUGGGGAGGCUACUACAGCAGCAACCCAGAAGUUCUUGGGUGUCUAACAAAGAUGAUGUAACUCAUGAAUGUGCAAACCGGAGGUGCUAAAUUAGUAUUCCUAAUUUGUGUUAGAGCCAAUAGGUUAAAUUUCUCUCCAAUCUAGAUAGUACGGCCUUGUAUAUAUUACUUAGAUUUCUAUCAGAAUGGCCCAGACAGAAGUAGUUGAGGUGAGUGGAGAGUGGAUUUAGGGGAGGGGUGAAAAGGAAGGAUUUUUCUGGUUAGUCAUGAUAGGAUGCUCCUGGAGGUCUGAGACCUGCUUCUUGAUCUGCUGCAAGAAGCUUGGCCUGCCCUCAUACUAUGUGCUCCCCCUGGACUUGUGAAAUGCCUUUCGCUUGUGGUGCAACAGUUCAGGAGCUCAAGCCUGCCUGGAAGCAUCACAUUCUGACCUGGAAUUCAGUUCCCAGAGGUUUGAGGGAAAGCUGGAAUGCUUCAGUAGUGAAAGCAAGUCACUCUGCAGAUGCUCAGAGGCACUUUGAACCAAGCUGACAUUCAGAAAAGACUCUAGGGCUAAGCCCUGUUGUGGCUCUGGCUCUAAUUAGGUCAUAUAUAUGUGGCUUUAUUGAUCAUUUAAACUAACUUGUUGCAGAGGCUGGACUUAACUUGUCUCAGCUAGUACAUGAAUAAUCUUGCUUCUUCCUUUUAGCUUCCUAAGUCCUUGGCUACACAUGCAGUUUAAUGAGGUGGAAAUAAAAACUUGCAAGUAGAAAACCAGAGCAGGGAAGCUGAUGUGCAAGCAUCAUCAUCAUCAUCAUCAUCAUACUUGCAGAAAGAUUUUUUUUUUUACUGUGGGGGAGCAUUUAAAAAAAAUUAUAUCCUUCAUUUGAAAUGGGACAGUCCAUUCUACUACCUCUAUCUGCUGUUUGUGUUGAAUAAACUCAAGAUUCUGGCUCAUGAGGCCAAAAUUAAGGCUGCUAAAUCACUGAGGUGCAAGGGGAAGCCCUGCCUCUUCUUCAUAGCACACUACAUAGGACAGAAAGGUGCUUUGCUCCUUUCCUAACUUGCCAGUCAGGGUAAGAUUUCUUGCUUGCCAAUGCCAAUUAGUGUAAGAGCCAAGAAAGUGUAAGACUCAGGAAAGCAGUACUUUUAACCGAGUUAGCCGAUAAUCUUCACAUCAUCCCAUCUGUUAUUUGCAUCAAUGAGGGCUAUAUACCUUUUAAAAAGGAAAGUUUAGAAAAGUCCAGGACCCAUAAAGCUCACUGAAAUCCACUAGGUUCAAUAAACAUCCUCCUGUGUUGCUGUCUGUUGUUGCAAAAAUAGGGGCUGGGGCUGGCUGCAAUACAUGGCUGGUGGGCUAGGCUUGAUUUGUUGAGUCUGGUAGCUGCAGGCCACCUCCAGCCUCAUAGGCAAGAUGCCUCUGAAUACCAGGUGCAGGGGAGCAACUGCAAGAGAGAGAACAUGCCUUCACUUCUUGCCUGUGGGCUUCUCAGAGGCAUCUGGUGGGACACUGUGUGGAGCAGGAUGCUGGACUAGAUAGGCCUUGGGCCGGAUCCAGCAGGGCUGUUCUUAUGUUCUUAUGAGUCAAAGUUGUAGGCUUGUCUUAGAAUCUGGGCCAGAAGAUAGGCACAAAAUGGAAGACCUUUAAAUGGAGCCAGUUCUGCCCCUACAAAUGAGAAGAACCGUGUCCUCCAGCUUCAAAUACUGGUCAUACUGAAUGCAACAGGGUUGCUGUUUCUAUACAAAUUGGAUUUAUGGCCUCCUUCACAGUGCCUAUUCCUGGGCACAACUAACAGUACUCAGUCUGUUCUCUCAUGUUUUAAUGUCCAUUUUGAAUUGUUUUGGUUUAAAUAUCACAUGCUCCCAUAACACACACACACACACACACACAAACACACACACACACACACACACACACACACACACACAAUAUUUCCCAAGCAGACUCUAAAAUCAUUUAAAACAAGGUCACGUUUGGAUUUUUAAAAACAAAUAUAUAGUUCGGACCUUUCAGGACUACCCAUUUUUAUUAUCUCUUUGGUAUGCAUAGGUCAAGUGUCUUCCUCAACAAGGCUGAGCUUAUGUUGUGGGGAUACUACAUUUUGCUAGUAUUGACUAUGCUGUAUUUUGUGCCCAGGAAAAAUGAUUUAUUUGCAGUAUUUUAUUUUGCCUCUGUCUUACUUGAGGGACCCCCAAGAUGGCUAAAGACAUCCUUAAAAGAUAAUGGUAUAAAAAACAUAAAGCUAAAAACAGACAAUUCUACAUCCAUUUGCAGUUGUGGGUUUAGAGUAUGGGUGCAUGUGUCAUGUGCACCCUUUGGAUGUCGCCUGUGAUGUGAAUGAUGAUGAGUGACACAAUAUGUGACCUGGACAUUGCACUAUUGCCUUUGAAUUGAUGCUUGCAGGACUAGGACAACAAGGUUGAAUAGCAGUUCGGCACACUUUCACUAAUCAUUUGAAUGUGCCUCCAAUAACCACAUUUAAAUUUUCAAAAUUAACCAGAGAAAUGUCAUAAUGUUUCCGAGGGCCAAAAGAAAGAGUCAGCAGAGAAGCUAGAAUUAAAAACAUAGAUGUUUCUAAAAUCUAGGUGUGACCUGUUCAGAUCAUAAAAUCACAAAAUAAAACCCCAAACCACAUCAAAACAGCCACUGAAAAAAGAGAAAAUGAAUGCCUAUUAAGGUAGACGGAUGACAAAAUGAUCAACUUCCUAAAAUCAUAACAGCUGUUAGAAAAUGUAUAUAGGUGUACAUAUCUAUGCAGCUAUCUUUGCAUUGUUUUCUAUAACCUGUAUAACACUGUGCUAUACCUAGAAUGGUGUUAAAAGCAUGCCGCAUGAAGGUUUAUAAAUAUGGGCAUAAUGUGUGCAUAAACCCACAGAAGAAAAGUGAAAGAGCAGGAACUACUUCAAAAAAGGCCAUGCUUUGUAAUCAAAUCAUUCAUGGGUCAGCUACUGAAUUUACUGCUAAAAUCUCCUAGCCUUUCUGGAGUUUGCAAUACACUAGAGAAGGGCCCAAAUCUUGCCUCAGAUCCAGCUGCUUUUAUAAGGUUAAAUUGGCUGAAACAUGACACUCUCCACCACUGAAGAAAUGGACUAAUAUCCCUUCUCUCUUUUCUCAAAUAACUGAAACCAAAUCCCCCCUUGGGGUCUGUGUGAAUUCUGAUCUGGAUCUGCAGUCUGCAGUUUGGACCCAUCACUAGGAUUUUAUUUAUGUUACUAUGCAGGUGAAGCCAAAUUAUGAGCUAAGGCAUUUGUUUGUUUGCUGUGCACCUUUCACAUUUAAACAACUUUUCAUUUUCAUGGCUCCUUAAUAAUGGAGGUACCCUAGGUUCCCUUCCACUCCACCUGAGGAACUUGUAACAAAACGGUUUCUAGGCACUGAGUAACAGAGCAAGUGGAGAAAUGGGCCCUGAAAUAGCAUGAAUGCUGCACAAUAGAGCUGAGUGCAUCUUUAAGGGGCAGAUGUCUGGCCUAAGGGCAGAGGAAACAGAGGGAUGCAUUUACUGUAGGGCUGUGGGAAUUUUUCAGUGGCCAGCAACACAAUUACUCCGAGUACUGUGUUUGUUUUUUUGAUCCCACACCCUGCCAAGGAAGAGGAAAAAGGCUUUCAGCACAAUGGAAAGAAUGGUACAUCCAGGCAGCCACAGGGCGAUGUCUGGUAAUCCCCUCAAGUCCCAGAGCCCUACUGGAGAAAGAGGCAAUCCCAUUUUAAUAUUUUAUACACCCCGCCUUUCCCCCUCCUGUUUAUAGAGCACUUUGCCGCUCUUUUGUGGAAUGAUGUUUACCAGAUGUAUUGUGGCCUAAGCAUUCUUGGGCUAGCUAGAGUCUCCUUUGUCAGUGCAUCUGAUGAAGUGAGUACCAGCUCCCAAAAGCAAGUGCUGCAAUGAACUGGUCUAUCACAAAUCUCUUUGUGGGUUUUGCUCCAACAACAGACCAAUAGGUUUAUCCUUUUAGAAUGAUUUUAUUUAGGGAUGUGCACAGACUGUUUGGAGCGGUUUGGUCCAAAGUCAAACCGAAUUCGGACCAAACUGCGGGUAUGUGAACAGGUUGCAUCGAAUGAUCGUCUGGGACGGUCGGUUCAACGAACCAGCUUGAAGCGGUUCGGAGUGGUUCAUGAUUGAACCACUCAAACUGGCCUGGGUCAUGGCAGUCUGAUUCGCAAUCUAACUGGUUCUGCACAUCCCUUAUUUUAUUAUCUACUGCCUGGGGCUACAGAGUAAGGAUCUCUUUCAAGCACAAUAGCCAAAACAGCCUUUCAUGGCUGAUGUAGCUCCCUGAUGGCAGGGUCCUCGAACCCACUUUGCAAAACACGCAUCAACAUGUUCAGGAGCCCUUUGAGCCCCCAUAUUAUCCAAAGUACAGACAUUCACUACCCGAUUGUGCAGAGAUCUCUGUCCAUUUGGUCAGAAUCUGUUCAAACCCCAUUGCCUUUUAUGUCUUCCAGCUCAUGCUAUCCUUAAACUACCAGCAAUAUUUGCAGUAUAGCAGAAUAACUGUUGUAUCCUAUCCAGUUAACUUUUGCAGUUUGUUUCUUUGGACAUUUGUCACAUUUUGUCAUUCAAAUGAUGCUGUAGAGACUGUGGGGGAGGAGUCAGAAAGGAAAAGGAAGGGAGAGAAGGGAAAAAAGGAGUUGUUGCGGAAUAAACCUUAGUUCAGGGCUGCUCAGCUUUCGCCCUCCUGCAGAUGUUUACCUACAACUCCCAUAAUCCCUGGCUAUUGGCCACUGUGGCUGGGUAUUAUGGGAGCUGUGAUCCAAAAACAGUUGCGGAGCCUAAGUUGAGCAGGUCUGCCUUAGUUAAAUCCAUACAAGAUUUCCUUGUGUGUAUGAGGGAAGCAGCUACAAAACUAUUUCUACCUAUUUCUACCCAGCACACUACUCUCUUGUUUCCUAUGCCCAUGCUGGAAAAAAUGAAAGGGUAUCUGACACCUCCCAUCCCUUUAAUUUUCAUUGUUAUGAUGAAUUCUAUUUUCUUUAGAGUCUAACAAUUGAUCCCUGCUAUUAUAUAUGGCUAGAAGUGUUACUUCUUUUCCUUUUUCUUACUCUAGUAUUCCCAAGUUAAUGUCAUUCUCUCAGGCAAUUUAAAGAGCUAUUCCUUGCCAUCUUCUCCUACAUAAGUUGCUCUUGCUCAUAAACUUGCAAAUCCUGGUCUCAGAACACAGAGAAAGACUUGGCUGGGUUUCAGCAUUAUUAUGCUAAUUUACACCAGCCCACAAUUUGGCCCAAUGGAACAUUUUAAGGUGGUAGCUGGCAAAUGAAUCCCUUAGUUGUCAUUUAUCUUCUCGGGUACAUUUUGGCUUCUAUGAGAUGUCCAAUGUUGUGCUAUUAAGAUUUUUAAUUUCAAAAUCUAUGUGUAUGUGUAAAUAUGUAACAGAACUGUGUGUAUUAUUUCAAGAUUUGUAAGGCUGUUUUCUACUGAGAGCAAAGAAUGUAAUUAGCCAACUGCACCUGCUUCCCUGUUACCUGAGACACUGCAGAUGUCCUACAAAGUCAUAUUACUAAUUAUUGCUUGAAAUGCGAAAGAAAGGAUCUUGGAUCAAAUAAGUGUGCGUUUGCCUAAUUUGAGAGAAUCAAUAAGAAAAAGAAAUCCAAGAAGGACUCAUAAUAAAGAUGCCGUGGAACCGAAUCUUUUGUUUCCAUGGUUACUGGAAGAAUGGGACCAAUAAUAGUGAGAGGACUUGCUAAAGAAAGAGAACUCAUGGGAAUGUCGAAUCAUUUAACCAUGUGUUUGCUUGACAAAAAUUUAGACACCAGCUGUAUCUAAAUUGCACAAUGUGUAUAGAACUUAUUGUUACUUACAGGAGUCCUCAGCACUGAUUGGCUGCUGGGAGCCGAGAUAUUCUCAACCAGUAAAAUGAAUUAUUUGUAUAUAAGGAUAGUUAUCUGUGUAUAUGUAUAUAUACAUACAUACAUACAUACAUACAUAUAUAUAUUAUAUAUAUAUAUUUCCAAAUGGACAUUUGCUGUCUGGUUGAUCAUGUGUGUACAUAAUAUAUUCUUCAGAGGAUACCACCAAUUUUGUAAAUAUCAGCACCAGUUAAAAAUAAAUAGGUAUAUUACAGAGAAUUCAUUUUGACAUAAGAUGUGUGUGACAACAAGCGAAGAAUAAACUUUUGACAGGC